AUGGUGAUGGAAUUUCCUGAUAACGUGCUAAACCUUGAUGGACAUCAGAAUAAUGUUGAUUAUGUAGGGAUCAGCCCCUGCUACCCGCUGCUGGGCAACGCGCUGCUCUUCGAGCCCAAGGGGGAAGAUUUCUUUAAACAAAUAAUCUUCUAUUUUGAACAACUCAAGAAUGAACCAUUGGUAAAACUUUGGAUAGGACCAUUGCCUUUUCUGCUUUGUUUUCACCCUGAGAAUGUGGAGAUUAUUCUGAGCAGUUCAAAGCACAUAGAUAAAUCCUUUGCAUACAAGUUUCUUCAUCCAUGGCUUGGCACAGGACUUUUAACAAGCACUGGAGAUAAGUGGCGUACCAGGAGAAAAAUGAUAACACCCACCUUCCACUUCACAAUUUUGAAUGAUUUUCUAGAAGUCAUGAAUGAACAGGCCAAUGUUUUGGCAGAUAAAUUUGAAAAAUGUGUUGACAAAGAACCGUUUAAUUGUUUUCUAGACAUCACACUGUGUGCCUUGGAUAUAAUCUGUGAAACUGCAAUGGGCAAGAACAUUGGUGCACAGAACAACAAGGAUUCUGAAUAUGUCCGUGCUAUUUAUAAGAUGAGUGAUGUCAUUCAUCAUAGACAGAAGUCUCCUUGGCUUUGGCCUGAAUUUUUAUACGCUAUGUUUCAAGAAGGAAGGGAACAUAACAGAAGUCUCAGGAUCCUUCACAAUUUUACAGAUAAGGUUAUUAAGGAAAAAGCUUGUGAGCAAAACAAUUGUGAAGAAAGUAAAUGUGACUUAGAUGGCAGCUGUGAACAACGUGGGUCAAAAAAGCGGAGAGCUUUCCUUGACAUGCUUUUGAAUGCAACCAGUGAUGAUGGGAGUAAACUGAGCUAUGCAGACAUUCGAGAGGAAGUGGACACUUUUACGUUUGAGGGGCAUGAUACAACAGCUGCUGCUAUGAGCUGGGUCUUGUACUUACUGGGAUGUUAUCCAGAAGCCCAGAAGAAAGUGGAUAUGGAAUUGGAUGAAGUGUUUGGUGACUCUGACCGUCAUGUUACAAUGGAGGAUUUGAAGAAACUACGGUAUCUUGAGUGUGUUGUUAAGGAAGCCCUUCGUCUUUUCCCUUCAGUGCCAUUCUUUGCCCGGACCUUGAGUCAAGAUUCCUGGAUUAAUGGAUAUAAGGUACCAAAGGGUGUGGAUAUAAUCGUUUCUCCUUAUGCACUGCACAGAAAACAAGAUGUUUUCCCAGAGCCUGAGGAAUUCAGGCCUGAGCGAUUCUUCCCUGAGAAUUGUAUUGGAAGACACCCCUAUGCAUAUGUGCCCUUCUCUGCUGGACCUAGAAACUGCAUCGGCCAGCGUUUUGCACUGAUGGAAGAGAAAACUGUCAUCGCAACCCUUUUACGCCGAUUUUGGGUAGAAGCAAAUCAAAAGAGAGAAGAGCUUGGCUUGGUGGCAGAACUGAUUCUUCGUCCAAAUAAUGGCAUCUGGAUUCAGUUGAAGAGGAGAACAGCUUACAUAUCAUGAGAAAAAAGAGCUUAGAUUCCCAAAUGUAUACUAACGGCAUCCUUAUCUCACUUCUCUCACUUCUUUGAUCAAAUGCCCAGACACAAAAAGGAUUUUAUAGACUUUAAAUAUAUGAAAAAUAUUUCAGAACCUCUAUUUCUUUUCUAAUGUGAUAUUCAAAAUCACGCUCACAAUAUAAUAAUUCUGCCCCAUUCAAAUGUCAAGGUGUCAGUGCACUGGCAGUUGAACAUGAUACUGUCUUAAUACCUAGUAUUUUGGCUCCUUACAUUUUUCAUAGAGACCAUUUUGAAAUGGUCAGUCUUCCAGAUGCAGUAUAGAUCUGGAAGUGAAUUCAUUUUUAAUCUGUCUAUUAUGUGCCUUCUUAGUACCAUGUAGUGUAUAUACAGAAUCUCAUGUAAAAUGUCACAUUAAAAGCAAUGGGGAAAUCCCUGUAGACUGUAACAAGGACUGCAGUCUUAUCAGAAGAAGAUGAUACAUGUUAGCAAGUUUUGCCUUCCAUUAAGCAUUAAGUGUGUACUGGCAUUAAGUACAUUUUCACUGGGCAUGUCUACAUGAGACACUGUGUAGUAGCUUAAUAACACUGAGCAAUAACAUGCUGGUAAAAAACCAUGCUAAUAAGCUACUGUGCAGUGUUAUUAGGCUGCUGCACAGUAACCAUCACAAAAAACCAUGUGCAGGCGCUACUGCGUAGUAACUAGUUACUGUUCAUUUUGUUAGUACUUCAUUAAGCAAGUACUAAACUAAAUACACAGUAACUACUGUGCAUUAAUGAACAUGUAGAUGCAUCCAGUAAAUACGUUUUUUUUUGGCUUCUAACUCCUUAGGGCCUGUAACAGGGUCUGUAAUUAGCACUCUGUUGGUAGUUUUUGAACUCUGUGCAAUUUCCCCAUUUCCAAUAGUUGUUUAAAAACAAGAGACCUAUUCAGUCAGAUCUUUUGAGACAGGGGUUGGCAAUAUUUUAGAGUGAUGGGCUGCUGCGUAUGACCAGGCUGCUUAUCACCCCAUCAGCCUGGACCUCUGGCCCCUCUGUAACACCCACUCUAUGGCAGCCAGGCUGCCUUUGACUGCCUCCAUUGUUCAAUCACUUCUGCCUCCACCACGUGCACUAUGCACCUCUGAUUUCUGUCCCCAACAGCAGUGGCAAGAAGCAAAUUUGGCAGUGAUGGUGUGUACUGAUUGCUGUAGUGGAUGAGGGGACAGAUGCUGUAGGGGGGAAUUGGCUGCACGGCAUGGGGCAGACAAGAGGGUGCACCAGGCUCAGUUGUGUAUCGCCACUCCCCAGUUCAGCCAUGGGCUGGAUCCAAGCACUUUGUGGGCUGGAUCCCAUGAACUACAGGUUGUAAAGUACUGCUUUAAAGGAAUAGCAUAUAAGCAGGACAGUUCAGUGGGGAUUUAGGAUCCAUAAUGAGCUGUCCACAAACUGCCUUUGUUCAUGCUCUAUCCUUGUUGCAAUAGUGUACACUUCGGUGCAAAAGGAAUACAUUACUCUGGAUUAGCUUUCAGUUACUGCAGAAUACAAGUGCAUCCACAGGCACUUGCAAGGAACACGUGCCCUACUGUAAAGGGACCCCUGGUCUCUUUUACCUUGUAACAGCUUGUUUAUGCACUCAUUCACCAAAAUUCUUGAAGGCAAACAAUCUGUCCUACUGAUUACACAUGCUAAACUUUCUGUUCCACACACAACAUCACAUGGGAUGCAUAUAUUAUUCUAGUUCAGUUUGUCUCACUAAUUAUAGUUUUACUAUCUGCAUCCUGCAAUACUUGUAGAUGUGACAGCGUAUUUUCUUAGUUUUACAUGUUAAAAAUGUCUUCUUAUCUUUCACUUGGUUGGCCACUGAUAUUUCAUAGAUUUCUUUAGCUUCUCUUAUUAAUCAGCUACAUUUUAAAAUGAUGAUUUAUAUUCACUGCAGCUUCAUAGAUUCAUAGUAGUUAGGGUCGGAAGGGACCUCAAUAGAUCAUUGAGUCCGGCCCCCUGCAUGGGGAGGAAAGAGUGCUGGGUCUAGAUGACCCCAGCUAGAUGGUUAUCUAACCUCCUCUUGAAGACAAUUUUUAUUACUUAUUAUUACUUUUUCAGUAAUUAAUGAUCAUUGGGGCCUCCACAUGACCUUUUAACAGAAUCUUUUUUCUGAUCACAAUUGUGUGUACAGAACUGGGUUUUUUUUGAGCGUUCAGGAGAAUAUCCUUAAAUAAUAUUCACUGGUAAAUAUUAAUGAAAAAUGUAUAUUGCCAAAUAGUUACAUCAAUAAUUCAUUUAAACUUUUUAAAACUGGACUUUUAAAACUCUAAAUACAUGUUGUGACAGCUGCUUUAAAAUCCUAAAGCAUGCAACAACUAUGAUGUAAAGAUAUGGACAUAAUGGAGCUAUGGAAUAUUCAGAGAUUAUUGCACUGACUUUAUAAAUAUUAUGUGCAGCUUUACUGGCUUGUUGAUUAUUUUCUGCCUAAAUGGUACAAUGGUUUGCUGCAGGAAUUAAAAAAGAACAGGAGGUAAUUAGUGCAAAUUUCCAAUGCAAAAUCAGUGCUGUUACAAGCCUUCUGCAGUUUCAUCCUCCUACAGGGAACAGCCAAACAGACUAGAUCAGUAAUUCUGAACCAGGUGGCAUAAUGCCUUCAAAUCCUUUCAAGUGGUGCCAUGGGGUGCCAUACAAUGUUAUACUUCCACAACUGCAAACUUGAUUCACUAGAUAAACCCAGAGAUUUCAAAGAGGAAUCCAUAGUGUCAAAAACAUUCUGCCCUGGUUGGAAGUCUUUGCAACAGAAGAAUUGUGUUAUUAUUUUUCUGUUGUUAAAAAAAAAAAUGAAAGGAAACUAAGGGCUGGCAUUUUCUGAGGGAUGCCUUGAGCCUAUUAAAUGUUGCCAUGAGCCCACAGAAGGGUGUCUUGACUCAAAAGGUUGAGA
Molecule: messenger RNA, 4394 nt
Organism: Alligator sinensis (Chinese alligator)
Lineage: Eukaryota; Metazoa; Chordata; Crocodylia; Alligatoridae
Product: cytochrome P450 4V2-like
Exons: 12
Coding region: 1-1497 (498 amino acids)
Molecular function (GO): monooxygenase activity; iron ion binding; oxidoreductase activity, acting on paired donors, with incorporation or reduction of molecular oxygen
Source: RefSeq, a predicted model, not a curated record